UCUGUUUCGUGGUUUUAAUUUGCCAAAUUAAUUUAAUCGAAACUGUUGAACUCAAAGAUCUCCAUUGGGAGAUGGGAGGCUAUAAAAGCCAUCGAGUGCAAUGUUAAAGAGUUGAUUAACGCAAUCAGCCCGUUGUCCACUUGCUCAGGUGAGAUUGGUCGUGUGCCUUUCAGGAAGUGUGCCUCUGUCUGCUUGAACCCAAAAUCCUGGUCCAGGCCACGGUGGCAUGGACCUGUGCGUGACCAUCAAAGGCGUCUCCUUCCUCUUGCAAACAGGAAUGGGCAUCCUGGGGAACACCGUGGUGCUGCUGGCAUUCACCAAUAUCCUCUACGUAGAGCGCAAACUCCUUCCCGUGGACAUGAUCCUGUGCCACCUGGCCUUUGCCAACCUCCUGCUCCUGCUGACCCGCUGCGUGCCCCAGACCAUGACGGUGUUCGGCCUCGUCGACCUGCUGGACGACGCGGGCUGCAAGGUGGUGAUUUACGGCUACCGAAUCGGUCGGGCGCUGUCUGUGUGCAUCACCUGCAUGCUCAGCGUGUUCCAGGCGGUGACCAUCGCCCCAGCCGGGCCUCACUUGUCCAGGCUGAAGCCUGCCCUUCCCACCCUGGUCCUCCCUACUUUUGCCGGACUGUGGUUGCUCAACAUGGCUAUCUGCAUCGCAGCUCCAUUCUUCUCUAUGGCGCCGCGGAACGGCACCGUCCCAGCCUUCACGCUCAACUUGGGUUUCUGCCACGUGGACUUCAGAGACAGCUUGUCCUACGUUAUCAACGGGGUAGCGGUGUCUGGAAGGGAUUUCGCCUUUGUGGCGUUGAUGUUAGGCUCUAGUGGUUACAUUCUGUUGCUUCUUCACCGCCACAGACGGCAGGUGAGAGGCAUCCGUCGCUCCCAUCCGGCUGAGACCCGAGCGGGCAAAACCGUGAUCACCUUGGUGGUCCUGUACGUCUUCUUUUUCGGCAUUGAUAAUGUGAUCUGGAUCUACAUGCUGACCGAGGCCAAGGUGUCUCCAGUGGUGGCGGACAUGAGGGUGUUCUUUUCCUCCUGUUAUGCAUUCCUCAGUCCGUACUUUAUCAUCUCCUCCAACAAGAAGGUCAAGAACAAAAUGAUGUGUGCCGCCGAGCAGGACAAGUUGGUGUCAACUGACACUCAAGAGUCACACGACAAAUGACUUUCUCUUUUAUGAUAGACUAUUAUGACCCAUCAACUGCUCUGUCUCUAAGCUUUACUGACUUAGCUAUUAAGUGGAAACCCACAAUCUUAAACAAUUAGUUUAUUGCAGCAUUUAUACUUAUGUAUGUUGUAAAUAUUGUUUUUGGUCAGAGUUAUGGCAUAAAGACAAAAUAAAACACAAAUUGUAAAACGUGCACUUUUAAAUCCAAUUUAGAUUGAUAAGCUGGCAAAAGAGGCUGUGCCUGUCUUCACUAACGUACUAACUGUAGUACGCAGAUGUUCAAUACCUGUAUUAAAACAUUUCUAUGUCAGAAAUAAUACAUAUUAAACAUAAAGCAUGCCGGAAACUCGAAAUGUCGUAUGUCGGCCCUGUCGUAAACCGAGGACCCUCUGUAAAGCAGACGCAAUCGUAUUGUUUCAUGCUUCUCUCUGAUUGGGCAAAGAACAACCGUAUGAAAUCCUCGACUUUGUCUGAGAGGCAAUAAAUGUCUCUCGCCUUGCAAACUGCGUGAUUCCAAUAAGUGUGUUGAGUCGUUCAAGAAAAAGAGUUUUUCUUGUUAUACCCUAUUAUUCAGUUAUUUAUCAUCAUUUUAUCGGUGACAUUUCUAUUGUGGUCCUUAAAGUGCAGCAAAUUCGCCUGACAAGCAAACUUUAGGAAAUAUAGCACAAACCCGGAAAAGAAAAGCGGAAGAUUCUGUUGUGAAAACUGAAGGAUGCUACGGAAAGCCCGAGAUAAACUCAUUAUGACUACUGGGUAAACUGUAUACGCUUUUUAAUGACAUU
This is a messenger RNA of Syngnathus acus (greater pipefish), 1950 nucleotides long. RefSeq names its product olfactory receptor class A-like protein 1. The record is from RefSeq and is a predicted model, not a curated record. Gene Ontology annotation, cellular component: membrane. The transcript has a single exon. NCBI's taxonomy places the organism in Eukaryota, Metazoa, Chordata, Actinopteri, Syngnathiformes, Syngnathidae. Gene Ontology annotation, molecular function: pheromone receptor activity. Gene Ontology annotation, biological process: G protein-coupled receptor signaling pathway. Bases 227 to 1165 code for a protein of 312 amino acids.